Daucus carota subsp. sativus is the source of this 1285-nucleotide messenger RNA. RefSeq lists its product as uncharacterized. The transcript is spliced from 8 exons. NCBI's taxonomy places the organism in Eukaryota, Viridiplantae, Streptophyta, Magnoliopsida, Apiales, Apiaceae. Bases 312 to 1178 code for a protein of 288 amino acids. The record is from RefSeq and is a predicted model, not a curated record.
UAAUAUACAUUUUUGUAUUCUAAUCUGAUGGAGUACAGAACAAGAACCAGCAGUUUGAUUCUUGACAUGUGAAGAAAAGAUAUCAGUUCAAUUUCAAUACAAACUCAAGGACCUGAAGCAUAUGAAGAGUAACAAAAGAUAAGUGAACAACAUGGCCAUUGUAUAAUUUAACUUGGUGGAUACUAGUUUUUGAAUUUCUGUGCCUGCAAAAUGGCAUAUGAAUCACCUGCAGGAACUAGAACGUCGCAAUCUCCUCUGUAUUUUUAUUGAGUACUUGCAAACAAAAUAUACAAGGGAAGGAUGAUAGUAGAAUGAAUCAGAUAAGAGGAUCGAAUAUACAAUGCCUUCACUACAAAAGCAAGUCAAGAAUUUUUCACAUUGGCGCUUGCAGUGGUAAUGGGGAAGUACCAGCCGUCACCCAAGUUAUAGUUGCUGCUAAAGGAGUAACGGAUCCUUUAGUUCAAUCUAUAAGAAAAUUCGGAGAAAGUAACUUUGAAGCAGGUAAGAGACCUGACUUGAGUUUUGGACCUUUUGGUCAUGACUUUGGAUCAAAUUUUCGCAACAAUUCAGGAGCCCGAGGCAGUUCUGCAAAGCCCGGGGUUGUGCAUAAAAUUCAAUCCUGUUUCUCAGAAUUGAUGAUGAAGUUUGCCAUAGCACAAAAAAUAUCAGGUGUUCACAGCAUCCUCCCAGCAUCACUAAAAAGUGGCAUCAAUAUUUUAAAUGAUCCAAAAGAUAAAUUUUCAAUCGGAACUAUCACAGAAAUGACAAAGAGUGUACCUGAAAGCAUAUCUCAGCUAAGCUUGUCACAAAAUGGGAAAUCACAGACAGUUCCUUCAAAAACUUCAGCUUUAAAGGGCCUUCCAUUAGAGGGACCAUAUGGCAGCCGUGCACAGAAGGUUAUUGAUAGUUUCCGAAACAAUCCAGCUUUCAGCGGUGAAGAAAACAAAGUGCCAAAUGACAAACCACAGCAAAAUGCUGAGCGCUUGGAGUCAGAGAAGCUGCUUAAUAUGGUCCUGAAGCAUCAACAAGUCAUCGAGGAACUGCUAGAGGAAAAUACGAAACUUAGGGAGAUUAUGGUGGAAGAUCUGAAAAUUUCACCAAGCAAACUACAAGGUAGCUGCUCGAAUAGUAGAACAUCAUCUUCAACUGACUGCUCUCGGAGUGACAAGGGGCUGUGAAUAAGACACAGACUGAAAAAUAUUAGCAAAGCAAAAUUUGUGUAAAUAUUCAUGUUUUUCAUAAUCAGUAUUCCUAAAGAAGAAGUUUUUAAGAGUUCCUUCGUGAA